Messenger RNA from Medicago truncatula (barrel medic), 712 nucleotides. Its product is annotated as transmembrane protein 256 homolog. The coding region runs from base 121 to 456 and encodes 111 amino acids. Gene Ontology annotation, cellular component: membrane. The record is from RefSeq and is a predicted model, not a curated record. The transcript has 4 exons. NCBI's taxonomy places the organism in Eukaryota, Viridiplantae, Streptophyta, Magnoliopsida, Fabales, Fabaceae.
UGAAAAAAGUUAUUACUACUUCCAAGUUCUCAAGAGUCAAGAAGAACCAACAAACAGAGUCUAAUAUGUUACUGCAUUGAGAGAAGAAAGGAAGAAACAGUGAAAAUCAAAUAGAAGAAAAUGAAUCCUCUAAUUUGGCACAAAGUCGCUGCAAUUUCAGGUGUAGCAGCACUUGGAUUAGGAACCUAUGGCGCACACGCUUUCAAACCCCAAAACCCCACUUACAAAGAUGUUUGGCAUACAGCUUCUCUCUACCAUUUGGUUCACACUGCUGCGUUGGUUUCAGCUCCAAUUACAAAAAAUCCCAAUGUUUUUGGAGGGCUUUUAACAGCUGGAAUCUUGGCUUUCUCUGGGACGUGUUAUACUGUUGCAUUUCUCGAAGAUAGGAAAUAUUCAACCUUGGCUCCAUUUGGCGGUUUUGCAUUUAUAGCAGCCUGGGGUAGCUUGUUUUUCUGAUGACUUCGCCCACCAUGCUGCUACAACAUCUAUCAAGUGUUUGUUAAUAAGCAAUUGCACUAUCAUUAAUUUAGACAAUUGUGUAGCCUGUUACCUCAUUUGUAAAAAAGAUUAAUGCUAUUUGUCCCAAGAGAUGUGUUCCCGACAUUAUCACGAUGGUGUAAAAGUAACUGCAUCACCAAAUCACCUUGUAUCCUGUCCAUCCAUUUAUUGUAUUAAUUGCAGAAUUAAUGGUGAAAAUCAAUUCGGGACACUA